Molecule: messenger RNA, 765 nt
Organism: Rhizophagus irregularis DAOM 181602=DAOM 197198
Lineage: Eukaryota; Fungi; Glomeromycota; Glomeromycetes; Glomerales; Glomeraceae
Biological process (GO): peroxisome organization
Source: RefSeq, a predicted model, not a curated record
AUGCCGCCAAAAACAGUUUCACAAAGACCAACAUCCUCCGCUAUUACUUAUGCGGUUUUGGCAGCAGCAGCUGUUGGUUUUCUAGCGGUAUUUGUAUUUAGAAGAAUAUAUCCACAACCGCGACGUGGAAGAGACCAAGACGAUGAGGCUCCAACACGUCCUGAGACACGUCGAGUGACACGUACAGAAAGAGAUCAAAGGAACCUUGCUUCUAGGUUAUUUAGAAAUGCAUUGUUACCACCAAAAAAGAAAACUAUCUCUAUUUCAAUGAAGAAUACUUUGUUAUGGAAUCCAUCGUCUGAUCCUGAUUCACCAAAUCAUGCAUUUAUUGAAAAUAUAGUUCCUUUCCUACAUCAAUUAUCUAAAAUAUAUGUUAUUCAUCUCAUUUGUCCGGUAUCAAGUGAACAAGAGAAACAACAAAUUCUUGGUCUUCUUCGUAAUUCAAAAUUAUUUAGUUCAAAAGUUAUUGACGAAAGAAGAGUUUUGUUUUGUGAAAGUGAUGAAGGAAAGAUUCAUAUUAUUCGUCAUCUUGAAGCAAAUGUACAUGUUGAAGGUGGAAUAAAUGGCGAAGAAGUUGUUGAAAUGAUCAGAGGAUUUGUUGGUAGUGUACUUUGGGCAAUAAGAGGUGGUAAUAGUGAACCGAUAAAUUGGGCAGAAACUGGUGAAGUUAAGGCAAACGUUGAUAGAAGUCAAUGGUCAAACGUUGAAAUUUGUUCAAGUUUGUGGACAAGCAGUUUGAACUUUGAAGUUAGAGGGGGAAGUUAG